GCGGCCCCGGGAGCCAUGCAGCGCGCGGCCGGCCCGCUCCCGGCGGCCCCGCUGGACCGCGCGGGGCCCGGCUGUGGGUCCCCGCCGCCCGCCCCCGGCGGCCCCGCUCGUGCUGGCUCCGCUCUCCCCGCGCCUGGACAGCCCCGGGACCCUGCCAGGUGGAUGUUGUGCGUGGCCGGAGCCACGCUGAAGAGAGAACUUGAUGCCACCGCAACAGUACUGGCAAACAGGCAAGAUGAGAGUGAACAGUCCAGGAAGCGGCUUAUUGAGCAGAGCCGAGAAUUCAAGAAGAACACUCCAGAGGAUUUGCGCAAGCAGGUAGCACCACUGCUCAAGAGCUUCCAAGGGGAGAUUGAUGCACUGAGUAAGAGGAGCAAGGAAGCAGAGGCAGCCUUUCUGACUGUGUACAAGAGACUAAUUGAUGUCCCAGAUCCCGUGCCAGCCCUGGACCUCGGGCAACAGCUGGAAGUAAAAGUGCAGCGUCUACACGACAUUGAAACGGAAAACCAGAAACUUAGGGAAACACUAGAAGAAUACAACAAGGAGUUUGCCGAAGUGAAAAAUCAAGAGGUUACGAUAAAAGCACUUAAGGAGAAAAUCCGAGAAUACGAGCAGACUCUGAAGAGCCAGGCCGAGACCAUUGCUCUGGAGAAGGAACAGAAGCUGCAAAAUGAUUUUGCAGAGAAGGAGAGAAAGCUGCAAGAGACACAGAUGUCCACCACCUCAAAGCUGGAGGAAGCCGAGCACAAACUCCAGACUUUGCAAACAGCCCUGGAAAAAACUCGAACAGAAUUAUUUGACCUGAAAACCAAAUAUGAUGAAGAAACUACUGCAAAGGCCGACGAGAUCGAGAUGAUCAUGACUGACCUUGAGCGAGCCAACCAGAGGGCAGAAGUGGCACAGAGAGAGGCAGAGACUUUAAGGGAACAGCUCUCGUCAGCCAACCACUCUCUCCAGCUGGCCUCGAAAAUCCAGAAGGCUCCAGAUGUGGUGGGUACCCUGGCCCUGCCCCCGCCCUCCCCAUGUCACUCCUGCUUUCAACCCUUCCUUUUGGAGUAA
Messenger RNA from Psammomys obesus (fat sand rat), 1059 nucleotides. It is a transcript of the gene Cux1, whose product is annotated as cut like homeobox 1. The record is from RefSeq and is a predicted model, not a curated record. The transcript is spliced from 10 exons. The coding region runs from base 16 to 1059 and encodes 347 amino acids. Lineage: Eukaryota; Metazoa; Chordata; Mammalia; Rodentia; Muridae.